GACAAAAUGCGAGGGCUAACUUGGCCAUGGAUGUGGCUCCUCUCGAUCGUAAUUGUCGCUGGCCAUGGAGAAAACAACGGACAGGAUGAGGCGCAGCAGCAACCAGUGUUUUUUCACAAACAUUUCACAGCGCCCGUACCAACCACGGGUCUGCUGUAUCCACGCGAAUCAGAGACGCGGGAGGUGCGCAAACUGGACGGAAUGUGGCGCCUACUAAUAAGUCAACCGAGUGACCCGCUGCAAGGGGUGCGUGAGAAAUGGUACGACGAUAGUCUGCACAAGACUGGUCUGGAGAUCAUCCCGAUGCCAGUCCCGGCCUCCUACAACGACAUUACCACGGACAACCUGCGCGACCACGUCGGUACCGUCUGGUACGAGCGAACGUUCUUCGUGUCCCGCGACUGGGAGGAAAAUCGUCGCACCUGGCUGCGUUUCGGCAGCGUCCACUAUGAGGCGGUCGUGUGGAUCAACGGGCAAAAUGCCAUGAGCCACAGCAUUGGGCAUCUGCCCUUUGAGGCGGAUAUCAGCAACCUUCUGAACUUUGGCGGCGAGAAUCGGAUCACAGUCAUGUGCGACAACCGCCUGACUAACCACACCGUUCCCCAGGGGCAGGUAUCCACAGUGAAGACGGACAGCGGCGAGACACCUAUCCAGAGCUACACCUUCGACUUCUUCAACUACGCUGGUAUCCACCGCUCUGUCCACCUGUACACCACGCCCCUCGUCCACAUCAGCGAUAUUGCGAUCAGCACGCAGCUGUCCUCAGACCAAGUGGGACGCAUUGACUACCGCAUCUGGUUAGAUGGCAGCACUGAAGAUUCCACAAUGCAGCCAACGCAUGUUCUGGUUCAGCUGCGGGACAGCGAUGGAGUCUUGGCGGCACAGCAGGUCAACCGCGCUGUCUACAAUGGAACUCUCCUGGUACCAGGCGCGAAGCCCUGGUGGCCCUACCUCAUGCACCCCGAACCAGGCUACCUCUACAGCCUAGAGUUCGAACUAUUCGGGUCCAGCGACGAGGGCGAUGAUGGGGACGAGCUGCUAGAUGCCUACAGACUUCCCGUAGGUAUCCGCACUCUUAGCUGGACGCCCACGAGUCUGCUCCUCAAUGGGAAACCACUCUACCUCCGAGGAUUUGGCCGUCACGAGGAUUCCGAUAUUCGGGGCAAGGGCCUGGACAAUGCACUUCUCGCACGCGACUUUAACCUGAUCAAGUGGGUAGGGGCCAACGCGUACCGAACUUCGCACUACCCCUACUCUGAAGAGUCGAUGCAGUUCGCGGACGAGCACGGGAUCAUGAUUGUCGACGAAUGCUCCGCUGUCAACAUAGAUAUCUUCGAGCCGGAACUGCUGAGCAACCACAUGUCCGCGCUGGAGCAGCUUAUUCACAGGGACCGCAAUCACGCUAGCGUCAUCGCCUGGUCGGUGGCCAACGAGCCGCGCUCCUUCAAGAUGGGGGCCCUCAGCUACUUCCAGGCCCUGGUAAAUUACACGAGGAGCAUAGCCCAGGGACGGCCUCUAACGGCAGCUAUCAAUGCCAGCCCCGAUCCUCCCAAGCAGUGUCACCUGGCCGCGUUACUCGAUAUUGUCGGUUUCAACCGAUAUAACGCCUGGUACCAGAACUCGGGACGCACGGACAUGAUCGUCAAUCUGCUGACAGAGGAGGCCCAGCGCUGGCACCAGAACUUCGGGAAGCCCGUGAUCCUCUUCGAGUACGGGGCUGAUACCAUGGAGGGCCUGCACUCGCUCCCAGCCUACAUCUGGUCCGAGGACUAUCAGGUGGCACUCUUCUCCCAGCACUUCAAGGCCUUUGACAAGCUGCGAAAGCAAAAGUGGUUCAUAGGGGAGUUUGUGUGGAACUUUGCCGACUUUAAGACGGCCCAAACCUACACUCGCGUGGGAGGCAACAAGAAGGGCGUAUUUACCCGCUCCCGGCAGCCCAAGGAGGUGGCCCAUAUACUGCGCUGGCGGUACUUUGCCCUCGCCAAGGAGUUGGACUGGGUCCCCCUGCCCAAGCAUCUGAGUCUGUACAUUUCGAGCUCAGUCAACGGCAACGGGCACGCGCGCACCGAGCUAUAGAGCGAAGUAUUGAAGGAACAAAGCUUUAACUUGGCCAAAAACUACCAGUCAUUUGAAAACUAUUUAUAAUAUAGAUAGGUCUGAUUUAAGUACAUUCCGACUGUAUGCUUUAUUCUUUCUAGGGGAACGGUUUUUCCUUCCCGAACGUAUUCCUGUAUCUACAUAGAUCUCGUGUCCAUGCUUUCAUGGGAUGUAUCAUGUUCACUGCACAACUUAUCCACAAAUAUACCAACUUAUUGACUUACACUA
Messenger RNA from Drosophila subobscura, 2325 nucleotides. RefSeq names its product beta-glucuronidase. The coding region runs from base 7 to 2076 and encodes 689 amino acids. The transcript is spliced from 5 exons. The record is from RefSeq and is a predicted model, not a curated record. Gene Ontology annotation, molecular function: carbohydrate binding; beta-glucuronidase activity. Gene Ontology annotation, biological process: carbohydrate metabolic process; glucuronoside catabolic process. NCBI's taxonomy places the organism in Eukaryota, Metazoa, Arthropoda, Insecta, Diptera, Drosophilidae.